AGCCACCGGGACUGAAGCUCAUUUGCUCCCGUUUGAACCCCACAUCCUCCGGGAUAGAGAAGCAGCACCCCGGCACAGCCGAGGCUCCGUCCUCCCGAAUCAGCGAGCUCUAGCAGGAGAAAGGAGGAGGCCAGCAGCUCGGUGCGCAGAGCGGCCGCGCAGAGGGACUCUCCCCGGGAGGGAGCGCGGACCGGCCGGCAGCAUGACGGCGGACGUGGCAGUGUCUCUCUCGGUGCUCGCGGGGAUCGUCGCGCUGAGCGAUGUGACCCGAAGGCUCCUGACUCGGGCCCUCGCGAACACCGGGCUCUCCGUGUACGCGGUGGAGCUCGUGUCCACCUUCCAGCUGUGUUGCUGCACGCACGAGCUCAAGCUGCUGUCCGAGGUCGGCGGCAUCGAGCCUCGGCUCGCACUCACCUUCACUUACCUGGCGUCCGUGGUCCACGGGCUCACCUUCAGCGGGGCCAUCGGGAACCCCUCCGGUGCGCUCGAGCGCGCCUAUCACGCCAAGUUAUCGGGAGCGUGCGCCCUGCGGAGGAUCGCGUGCCAGUUCGCGGCGGCUGCCGCUGCGCGAGCCGCGGUACCGGCGCUGUGGGGGGUCGGGCUGUCGAGGCUGCACGCGCGACACAAGCUGCUCGGUUUCCGCUGCACCAGCCCCAUCCACGCGCCCCUGCACGAGGCCGCAGCGGUGGAGCUCGCGUGCGCCUUUGCGGUUCAGACCGUUAUCACGCACACGCAGUCAGUGGAGGAGAAAUACCGCGUGCACGCGGUGGCUGCGGUCAUCACCACAGCGGUUUAUGCAGGUGGCAGCGUGACCGGAGCAGUGUUUAACCCAGCGCUGGCCUUCUCCACACAGUUCCCCUGCAGCGGACACUCUUUCCUGGAGUACUGCGUGGUGUACUGGCUGGGCCCGCUGCUCGGUAUGAUGAGCUCGGUGCUGCUGUUGGACAAACUCGUCCCUGCGCUGUCAGGAAAACCGUCUCCGCUCCAUCUGCCCGCGGAGAGCAAGAAGAAGGCGUGAGCGCCGCAGGGCGCCGUUCUUUACAUGGACACAUUGUUUCUGACAGCUGAGAGGACACAGGAGAACAUCAUAUAUGCACUCUGAUGGAGAGAAGCACAUCUACGAAGUCAAACACAACAUUAACUUAAACCGUCAAAUUUAGACUAAAUUUUACUUUCAAACUUCUUACUUUUCCAUUUUUAAUCCUGUCAGCACUCACCUUUUUAAAAUCACACACACUGUCCUGUAGACAAGUAUUACACAACAACACUGAGCCAGCUCUGAUGUUCUAGAUCAUUUAUUUAAGCUAAUACUCGGAAAGCUGAGGAUGUGAUAUUAUGAGGUGUCUUUAAACAAAGGAUCUGCAUAUUUUAGUCAUGUUAUUGUCUGACUCCUGAGCCAGGCACACUGUAGGAGUGUACUGCACACAUGUAAUUAGUGCCUUUGUGCGCUCUGUAAGGAUUGUAAAUGCAAAUUAAACUGUGUAAUCAGUGCUGAUUGGUUGGUUCUGUGACCCUGGGAGGGUUGAAUAUAUUCAAUGAAGCUGUAUAAACAUGUUACCCCCCCUCCCAACAUCUGAAACUUUGUAAAUGAAUAAGAGCAGAAACCUUCAGGGCUGAAACUGUUAGAAACUGCAGUUUGAGACCAAAUCCAGGCGUCACAACGUGAAGACGUUUUUCUCUUCAGCGACACUUUAUAUAAAUAAAUGUUAAUAUGAACACCA
Molecule: messenger RNA, 1721 nt
Organism: Archocentrus centrarchus (flier cichlid)
Lineage: Eukaryota; Metazoa; Chordata; Actinopteri; Cichliformes; Cichlidae
Gene: aqp11
Product: aquaporin 11
Exons: 3
Coding region: 203-1018 (271 amino acids)
Biological process (GO): transmembrane transport
Cellular component (GO): membrane; cytoplasm
Molecular function (GO): channel activity
Source: RefSeq, a predicted model, not a curated record